UCAAUGAAUCAAGUUAUGAGAAAAUGUGACUCCUUGUCAGACAUCACGAGUGAAAGCUGUGAAAGUGGCUGUUAUUGCCCAGAGGGCCAAUAUGAAGACCAUAAUGGGGAUUGUGUGGCACCUAAAGACUGCACCUGUCUGUUCAGUGGUGUGGUAUAUAAAUCUGGGCAGACUGUUACAUCCAGCUGUCAGGAAUGCACCUGUAAGGGGGGACAUUGGGACUGUGUGGAAAAGGACUGUCCUGGGGAGUGUCAGGUGUUUGGGAAUGGGCAUUAUCAGACGUUUGACUCAAAGUGGUACCGCUUUGAUGGGAACUGUGAGUACACUCUAGUAGAGGAUGACUGUGGCAGUGGGCACCAGACCUUCUCCAUCAGAACAGAGAGUGUCCCCUGCUGUGAGGAGAAGCUGACAUGCUCCCGCCGCAUCAUUUUGGAACUGCAGGGUAAAAACACACUGAAGUUACAGGAUUUAGAAGUGGAACAGAUGGGCAAUGACACAGAGCCUCUAUACUCAGUUCAAACCAUCGGCCUGUACUUCGUGAUCUCUGUUCCCAGUCUGGAGAUCACCCUUAUAUGGGACAAGCACACCAGACUUAUCAUCAACCUUGGAGGAAGGUGGAAGAACAAGGUUUGUGGCCUCUGUGGGAACUUCAACAACAAUGAGGAGGAUGAUUUGCAGAUACGGGGGUCAAUGGAGAAGGCAGAUGCCAUAACAUCUGGAAACAGCUGGAAGAUGCCCGUCCCACAAUGCUCGGAUGUGGUUGAAGUGCAGUUUUCCUGUGACCACUUCUCCUACUGCACUAAUUGGGCUGAGCGACGCUGCCUGAUUAUCUCCAGCGACAUCUUCAAGGCCUGUCACCAAAAGGUGGAUUACGUGCCGUACUAUGAAGCGUGUGUGAAGGAGGCCUGCUCCUGCAGUGUUGGAUCCCAUGGUUUCUGCACAGCCGUGGCAGCAUUUGCAGAAGCGUGCUGUGAGGAGGGCAUCAGCGUGAAGUGGCGGACUCCCGAACGCUGUCCGGUGUACUGUGAUUACUACAAUGAACAGAAUCCACAGAGCUCAGAUGCCACUUGGCACUACAAGCCAUGCGGGACACAGGACAUCAAGACCUGUAGUAAAAGCAAUGUGUCAAGAAAACUGGAAGGCUGUUAUCCAGAAUGUCCAGAAGAUUUUCCUUACUUUGAUGAAAACACAAAGAAAUGUUCCAAAUCCUGUACUACACCUGAACCCAUAACUACAACAGCAGCAUCUCCAACAACUACAGCCACAGUAUCACCAACAACUACAACUGAAUUAACAACAUCACCAACAACUACAACUGAAUCUACAACAGUAUCUCCAACAACUACAACUGAAUUAACAACAUCACCAACAACUACAACUGAAUCAACAACAUUAUCUCCCACAACUACAACUGAAUCAACAACAACAUCAACAACAACUACAACUGUAUCAACAACCACAGCCACAGUAUCGCCAACAACUACAACUGAAUCAACAACAUCACCAACAACUACAACUGAAUCAACAACAUUAUCUCCAACAACUACAACUGAAUUAACAACAUCACCAACAACUACAACUGAAUCAACAACAUCAUCUCCAACAACUACACCUGAAUCAACAACAACAUCAACAACAACUACAACUGUAUCAACAACCACAGCCACAGUAUCGCCAACAACUACAACUGAAUUAACAACAUCACCAACAACUACAACUGAAUCAACAACAUCAUCUCCAACAACUACACCUGAAUCAACAACAACAUCAACAACAACUACAACUGAAUCAACAACCACAGCCACAGUAUCGCCAACAACUACAACUGAAUUAACAACAUCACCAAUAACUACAACUGAAUCAACAACAUCAUCUCUAACAACUACACCUGAAUCAACAACAACAUCAACAACAACUACAACUGUAUCAACAACCACAGCCACAGUAUCGCCAACAACUACAACUGAAUUAACAACAUCACCAACAACUACAACUGAAUCUACAACAGUAUCUCCAACAACUACAACUGAAUUAACAACAUCACCAACAACUACAACUGAAUCAACAACAACAUCAACAACAACUACAACUGUAUCAACAACCACAGCCACAGUAUCACCAACAACUACAACUGAAUUAACAACAUCACCAACAACUACAACUGAAUCAACAACAUUAUCUCCAACAACUACAACUGAAUUAACAACAUCACCAACAACUACAACUGAAUCAACAACAUCAUCUCCAACAACUACACCUGAAUCAACAACAACAUCAACAACAACUACAACUGUAUCAACAACCACAGCCACAGUAUCACCAACAACUACAACUGAAUUAACAACAUCACCAACAACUACAACUGAAUCAACAACAUUAUCUCCAACAACUACAACUGAAUUAACAACAUCACCAACAACUACAACUGAAUCAACAACAACAUCAACAACAACUACAACUUUAUCAACAACCACAGCCACAGUAUCGCCAACAACUACAACUGAAUCAACAACAACAUCUCCAACAACUACACCUGAAUCAACAACAACAUCAACAACAACUACAACUGUAUCAACAACCACAGCCACAGUAUCGCCAACAACUACAACUGAAUUAACAACAUCACCAACAACUACAACUGAAUCAACAACAUUAUCUCCCACAACUACAACUGAAUCAACAACAACAUCACCAACAACUACAACUGAAUCAACAACAUUAUCUCCAACAACUACAACUGAAUUAACAACAUCACCAACAACUACAACUGAAUCAACAACAUCAUCUCCAACAACUACACCUGAAUCAACAACAACAUCAACAACAACUACAACUGUAUCAACAACCACAGCCACAGUAUCACCAACAACUACAACUGAAUUAACAACAUCACCAACAACUACAACUGAAUCAACAACAUUAUCUCCAACAACUACAACUGAAUUAACAACAUCACCAACAACUACAACUGAAUCAACAACAUCAUCUCCAACAACUACACCUGAAUCAACAACAACAUCAACAACAACUACAACUGUAUCAACAACCACAGCCACAGUAUCUCCAACAACUACAAUUGAAUUAACAACAUCACCAACAACUACAACUGAAUCAACAACAUUAUCUCCAACAACUACAACUGAAUUAACAACAUCACCAACAACUACAACUGAAUCAACAACAUUAUCUCCCACAACUACAACUGAAUCAACAACAACAUCAACAACAACUACAACUUUAUCAACAACCACAGCCACAGUAUCGCCAACAACUACAACUGAAUCAACAACAACAUCUCCAACAACUACACCUGAAUCAACAACAACAUCAACAACAACUACAACUGUAUCAACAACCACAGCCACAGUAUCGCCAACAACUACAACUGAAUUAACAACAUCACCAACAACUACAACUGAAUCAACAACAUUAUCUCCAACAACUACAACUGAAUCAACAACAACAUCAACAACAACUAUAACUGUAUCAACAACAACAGUCACAGGAUCUCCAACUACUACAACUGAAUCAACAACAGUAACACCUACAACAACAACUGAAUCAACCGCCACAGUAUCGCCAACAACUACAACUGAAUUAACAACAUCACCAACAACUACACCUGAAUCAACAACAACAUCAACAACAACUACAACUGUAUCAACAACCACAGCCACAGUAUCUCCAACAACUACAACUGAAUUAACAACAUCACCAACAACUACAACUGAAUCAACAACAUUAUCUCCAACAACUACAACUGAAUUAACAACAUCACCAACAACUACAACUGAAUCAACAACAUUAUCUCCCACAACUACAACUGAAUCAACAACAACAUCAACAACAACUACAACUGUAUCAACAACAACAGUCACAGGAUCUCCAACUACUACAACUGAAUCAACAACAGUAACACCUACAACAACAACUGAAUCAACCACCACAGCCACAGUAUCGCCAACAACUACAACUGAAUUAACAACAUCACCAACAACUACAACUGAAUCAACAACAUCAUCUCCAACAACUACACCUGAAUCAACAACAACAUCAACAACAACUACAACUGUAUCAACAACCACAGCCACAGUAUCUCCAACAACUACAACUGCACCAACAACCACAACUGCACCAACAACCACAGCCACAGAAUCUCCAACAACUACAACUGAAUCAACAACAGUAUCUCAAACAACUACGACUGUAUCAACAACAACAGUCACAGGAUCUCCAACUACUACAACUGAAUCAACAACAGUAACACCUACAACAACAACUGAAUCAACCACCACAGCCACAGUAUCGCCAACAACUACAACUGAAUUAACAACAUCACCAACAACUACAACUGAAUCAACAACAUCAUCUCCAACAACUACACCUGAAUCAACAACAACAUCAACAACAACUACAACUGUAUCAACAACCACAGCCACAGUAUCUCCAACAACUACAACUGCACCAACAACCACAACUGCACCAACAACCACAGCCACAGAAUCUCCAACAACUACAACUGAAUCAACAACAGUAUCUCAAACAACUACGACUGUAUCAACAACAACAGUCACAGGAUCUCCAACUACUACAACUGAAUCAACAACAGUAACACCUACAACAACAACUGAAUCAACCACCACAGCCACAGUAUCGCCAACAACUACAACUGAAUUAACAACAUCACCAACAACUACACCUGAAUCAACAACAACAUCAACAACAACUACAACUGUAUCAACAACCACAGCCACAGUAUCUCCAACAACUACAACUGCACCAACAACCACAACUGCACCAACAACCACAGCCACAGAAUCUCCAACAACUACAACUGAAUCAACAACAGUAUCUCAAACAACUACGACUGUAUCAACAACAACAGUCACAGGAUCUCCAACUACUACAACUGAAUCAACAACAGUAACACCUACAACAACAACUGAAUCAACCGCCACAGUAUCGCCAACAACUACAACUGAAUUAACAACAUCACCAACAACUACACCUGAAUCAACAACAACAUCAACAACAACUACAACUGUAUCAACAACCACAGCCACAGUAUCUCCAACAACUACAACUGAAUUAACAACAUCACCAACAACUACAACUGAAUCAACAACAUUAUCUCCAACAACUACAACUGAAUUAACAACAUCACCAACAACUACAACUGAAUCAACAACAUUAUCUCCCACAACUACAACUGAAUCAACAACAACAUCAACAACAACUACAACUGUAUCAACAACAACAGUCACAGGAUCUCCAACUACUACAACUGAAUCAACAAUAGUAACACCUACAACAACAACUGAAUCAACAACAUUAUCUCCAACAACUACAACUGAAUUAACAACAUCACCAACAACUACAACUGAAUCAACAACAUCAUCUCCAACAACUACACCUGAAUCAACAACAACAUCAACAACAACUACAACUGUAUCAACAACCACAGCCACAGUAUCUCCAACAACUACAACUGAAUUAACAACAUCACCAACAACUACAACUGAAUCAACAACAUUAUCUCCAACAACUACAACUGAAUUAACAACAUCACCAACAACUACAACUGAAUCAACAACAUCAUCUCCAACAACUACACCUGAAUUAACAACAUCACCAACAACUACAACUGAAUCAACAACAUCAUCUCCAACAACUACACCUGAAUCAACAACAACAUCAACAACAACUACAACUGAAUCAACAACUGUAUCUCCAACAACUACAACUGUAUCAACAACAGUAUCUCCAACAACUACAGUUGUAUCACCAACCACAGCCACAGAAUCUCCAACGACUGAAUCAACAACAUCAAAAGUAGAAACUGGAAGUCUUACAACUGGAACACAGAAUACAGCUCCUCAAGUCGUCAGUUCUACAACUCCCUCAGUAACAGGAAGUGAAUCAAUCACCACAUCCACAGUAACACCCACACCAACUACAAUUGGAUCAACAAUAACACCAACAAUUACUUCAACAACUGUGACUGCAUCAGCACCUACAACAAUAGCAACAGGAUCUUCAACAACAACAUCGGUUUGCCUCUGCAGGGAUGAGAAGGAACGCAUCUGGAGCUGUGGGAAAACAUGGACUGAUAAUUGCUUCAACUAUGCUUGUGAGAAUGAAACAAUUACCAAAAAUAAGGUCAGCUGUCCACCAGCAGUCAAGCCCAACUGCCCAAAUGGGAAGAUGAGGAGUGUCAUAAUUGACGAAUGCUGUGAGACCUGGGAGUGUGACUGUCAAUGUGUGCUCUAUGGAGACCCUCACUACAUUACCUUUGAUGGAACAACCUAUGACUUCCUAAAGGACUGUACCUAUAUCCUGGUGGAAGAGAAAAUGCAAAAAUAUAAUUUCUCUGUUAUUGUGGACAACUUCCGUUGCAUUCAGGAUGGCUCCUGUGUCAAGGCAGUCCUAGUGAAAUAUGGCGCAAAUAUUGUGACCCUCAGAAUUGAGAACCAAAUUAUUGUGUCUGAAUUCAACAAUAAGAAUGUCCCACAACCAUAUGAGGACCAGGGAAUCCAAAUUACAACAAAUGAUUGGCAGGUUUCUGUUCACAUCAAUGCAAUUCGUUCAUACGUUUCCCUCACGCCAUGGAGCUCACUGGUCGUCAAUCUGGCAAUGAAUUACUUUCAUGAAAAUACGCAAGGACAGUGUGGUGCAUGUGGUGGGGCCGCUUGUCUUCGCAAAAAUGGCACAGUGGAACCUAACAGCUGUUGUGCCGAGACUGCUCAUGACUGGUUAUACGAAGACGCCAAAAAACCUCAUUGUAAUAUUAAAGCGGUGCCCUGUACUCCUAACCCUACUCCUAAUCCUCCUUGUGUUCCACCUUCACCUAUAUGUGAACUUCUUAAUCAUACAGCCUUUGACGAAUGCAGUAAAAAGGUGGACCUGACUCUGCUGAAGAAGAACUGCAUAUCUGAUCUCUGUAUGAUAAAAAUGGACAAUGUGUCAUGCUCAACACUGGAAAAAGCAGCAGAAGAUUGCCAGAAUGCUGGAUUCUGUGUUGAUUGGAGACCUCUGACCAAUGGAACCUGUGAAAUCACAUGUCCAGAAGGGAUGAUUUACAAGCAAUGUCCAUCAAACUCCACCAGCAUCUGUGAAGGAGGGCGCAUUCGUAAAGAAAUCAAGGAAGUAACAACAGCUGGAUGCUUCUGUCCUGACAACAAACACCGUGCUGGACUAUAUGAACACACCUGCGUCUCAGAAUGCACUGACUGUAAGGGACCACAGGGAGAGCCUAAAGAGCCUGGUGAAAUAUGGGAGGUCAACUGCCACAUUUGCACAUGUGACAACAUAACCAGGACACAGAAAUGUGAACCCAAGGACAGAACUCCACCCAUCUGCCGGGCUAAUGAGACGCUGAUCAGAUUCAACACGUCGAGCUGCUGCGACAUGGCUACCUGCGUUGAGAAGACCUGCGAGUACAAGGGACAUAUUUAUAAGAUUGGAGAGAAAUGGAGUGACUCCUUGCAGCCCUGUGUAUCGUACAGCUGUGAGAUAAAUGGGAUUAAAAUAGAGGACAAUGUUUGUGCUGGAGAAGAAUGCCUUGAGGAGCCCAGAGUUUGUGAUAAGCACAAAGGCUGCUACACAUGCAAACAGUCCUGCAGUCCGAGGAUGUCCAGAGUGAAUGUAACGAUCAAUGACUGCACAAAGGAGGUCCAGUUGCCUGUGUGUGAAGGCCAGUGCAGAUCUAAUUCUCGAUGGAUAAAUGCCAAAUUGAGAAUGGAGAAAGAAUGCCAGUGCUGCCAGGAGAAGACGUUCCAAGAGAAGAGCAUAGCCGUGACGUGUGAUGGGGGAUCCACUAACACGUUUAAAUACAAACACAUCAUCGACUGCGAGUGCAAAGUCUGUCACUAGUGUCCCUCUCACCCUUUUACUCAUUUCAGAGUCUUUGAGCUGAUUUUACUUUGACUGUUAUCUUAGACUGCAGUCGUAAUUACAUUAGUAGUCAACCAUUUUAAAUCAAAUAUUUUAAAAAAAUCAAUUUAAGCUAUUUCUCUACAAUGAUCUUCUUGUCUACAUGAUUAUGUUUACUUUAUUGCAAAAUAAAUUCUAAUUCAAAAUUAGGAAAA
Messenger RNA from Conger conger (European conger), 8087 nucleotides. RefSeq names its product mucin-2-like. Gene Ontology annotation, molecular function: protein binding. Gene Ontology annotation, cellular component: extracellular matrix. NCBI's taxonomy places the organism in Eukaryota, Metazoa, Chordata, Actinopteri, Anguilliformes, Congridae. The transcript is spliced from 23 exons. The record is from RefSeq and is a predicted model, not a curated record. The coding region runs from base 4 to 7872 and encodes 2622 amino acids.